Exophiala bonariae is the source of this 2076-nucleotide messenger RNA. RefSeq lists its product as uncharacterized. NCBI's taxonomy places the organism in Eukaryota, Fungi, Ascomycota, Eurotiomycetes, Chaetothyriales, Herpotrichiellaceae. Gene Ontology annotation, molecular function: zinc ion binding; DNA binding. The record is from RefSeq and is a predicted model, not a curated record. Gene Ontology annotation, biological process: DNA-templated transcription. Bases 1 to 2076 code for a protein of 691 amino acids. The transcript has 3 exons.
AUGCUAUCAACAGCCAGCCCGGCAAGUAGCACUCGAGAUGAAGUCCCUGACUUGGAUGCGUCAACCCAGCUUUUGCUGGAUGCAUCAACUGUGAUCGAGGAAGACCAAGCCCCGAAAACUACCAGCACCGUUGUGGUAUCUUCGCCAGAAAGUACCCGAAGUGUGCUGCCCCUGCUCAAUAUCGGCGGCGAAGAUGCUCAGGCUUCGUUCUUCGCCUUCAAUAAAGAUUUUGCCCUGACGAAAUCAACAUGCGUUUCUCCAACUUUCCACAUCUUGGAUCCUUACAGUUAUAAAUUGCCAUCCAUCGCAGAUUCGAGAGAGCGGUCUACUCCUCGGGCCCAACCGCUGGGCAAUUGCAGCUAUCCGGUUCUUCAGUACCUAGAUCCAUUCAUCGACGUUGAUUUCGGGUCAAAACUAGCCUGUGAUUUGUUGGACACCUAUUUUUCCACAGCAUUUUCCAGCCGUAUGCACCCAACAUGUCACCACGUCCACAAUUUUAUCUUGCGCAAAUCAGAUGUGCUGGACCCUCUUCAACCCAGAAAGACUCAUCCGGCACUGUUGGCGAGUAUGCUCUUUGUGGCUGCUCUGAGUGACAAGGCCUUGGGAUUAUUCAAUGGCCCUGAAGAACGUGAUCGUGUGUGCAAGUAUCUCAGUCUAGUCACGUAUCGUCUCCUAAACCCUUCCCGAUAUGAGCCCCUUUUGAGUCAAGAAGAUCUCGGCUUGCUUCCGGCAGUCGAAUCGGCGCCGGGGUGGACAAACGAAGAUCUAAGGAGAGCACUUCUUUCACAAAAUCAUUCGGACUCAUUCCCUAUAUCAUGGCCAACGGAUUAUAUCAUUGCCCUGAUCCACGUGUCGUCCGUGAUAAGUGGUAGUGAGAAGAAAGCUGCGAGCAUUCGAUGGUGGAACGUGGCCUUCAACCUAGCCAGGGACUUGAAGCUCAACCAGGAAGUAGAAAUCUUCAACCCAUAUCAUGCAACAGUAAACCACACCUUCAACUGCCAGUGUACGGUCAGUCCAGAGAUUGGAUCAGACACCAUCUCCGAGGUCCAUCGAGAAGAGCGACGGAGGACUUGGUGGCUUCUCUUCCUAAUGGACCGUCAUCUCGCUUUGUGCUAUAACCGUACCUUAGCCCUGCUUGAGGCAGAGUGUCGAGACUUAUUGUUACCUCUCGACGAUAUAACUUGGCAGAAAGCCAGCCAACUACAUAGCCAUGGGAUUCGGCCAAAUGGUCCUCGAUGUAUGCUGCUGCCGAUGGGUACAGGGCGCAUGAAUGGGCCUCCAAUAACUUGCACCGGACCUGGACUCUUCGAGUUCUUUCUACCACUUAUGACCACGACAGGUCAUCUGUUGGACUACAAUCGAGCGAAGAACAACCCGAUACUAGCCGCUACAGGGUCUUCGAUCUGGACCUCCCAAGAAGGACAAAUCCUCCGACAGCUUGACCUUUACCAGUCAAGUCUCGAUCGUCUUUCGGGCACGAUGCAUCUGCUUCAUAGACGUGGUUCUGAAAAAGACUCGUCGUGGUCAACGUCUCCCACAGCCGUGGCAGAAGAUUCCGAAGGGGCACAUAUUGCUCGGACAGUUGCAGCAUAUGCUAAACAUGUUCUUUGCGUCCUUCGAAUUCUAAUUUCCUCAAAGUGGGAUCCGCUCUAUCUUUUUGAUGAUUCCGACUUAUUCACAUCAUCACUAUCAUUCAAAGAUUCCAUAUCGCAUACCAUGGCCGCGUCAGAGUGCGUAACGCAGAUCCUGGAGGAGGACCCAGACAUCUCGUUCAUGCCAUAUUUCUUUGGAAUCCAACUACUCCAUGGUAGUCUACUCCUCCUUCUUGUCGCUUAUCGUCUCCAGACAGAUUCUGGAACGGCGAUACUUACGGCAUGCGAAGCAGUAAUUCGAGCUACAGAAGCUUGCUUUGUGACUCUUCCAACCGAUUAUCAGCGCCAGUUUCGCAAUGUCAUGCGAUCUGCUAUCGGGCUUGCUAAGGGCAGAAGAAGCGACCCGGCUGACACAGAAAAGCAACUUACUUUCGUCCUUGCGAGAUAUCGAUGGUCAAGAAAUGGUGCUGGACUUGCUCGUUGA